GGCAGCGCUGCUCUCCAUUGAAGAAGAACUGAAGAGGCAUCAAGCACACGCAUCGCCUUUGCAGCAACUCAGUCUCUACAGAAGAAGGUCGAUGGUGGUUCUCCGUUGAAAAUUCGCAUUCUUACCCACUUCAUUGUUGACGGACGUCCGCCGACUACGGUAUCAGCUUCCCUCAGACUUCCAGUAAUACACACUCUUCCCAGUUGGAGACCAGCUCCACCUAUCACACCCAGCAGCCAUGGCAGAUGAUUCAGAUAUGCGUAAUGAGUUAUCGGACAUGCAGCAACGUGCAGACCAGCUGGCCGAUGAGUCACUGGAAAGCACCCGUCGUAUGCUGCAGCUAGUGGAAGAGAGUAAAGAUGCUGGUAUCAGGACUUUGGUUAUGCUGGAUGAGCAGGGAGAGCAACUGGAACGCAUCGAGGAGGGAAUGGACCAAAUCAAUAAGGACAUGAAGGAUGCAGAAAAGAAUUUGAACGAUCUAGGAAAAUUCUGUGGUCUUUGUUCCUGUCCAUGUAACAAAAUGAAGAGUGGGGCCAGCAAGGCCUGGGGAAACAACCAGGAUGGAGUGGUGGCGAGCCAGCCCGCCCGUGUAGUGGAUGAGCGCGAACAGAUGGCCAUCAGCGGAGGCUUUAUCCGCAGGGUAACAGAUGAUGCCCGGGAAAAUGAGAUGGAUGAAAACUUAGAGCAGGUGGGAGGCAUCAUUGGUAACCUGCGCCACAUGGCCCUUGAUAUGGGCAAUGAGAUUGAUACCCAAAACCGCCAGGUCGACAGGAUCAUGGAGAAGGCUGAUUCCAACAAGACCAGGAUUGACGAAGCCAACCAGAGGGCCACAAAGAUGCUCGGCAGUGGCUAAGCCUCUGGUCUGCCUGCUUUUACCAGCUGUGCAGUUUGUCGUAAAGGCAAUGCGCUUAUCAUGGUAUUUACCUUCUAGGUUUGCACACAUGCACAUAUCACCCGGCCCCCAUUGUAAAUGUCGUUCUAUGUGUCGUCUGUCAGCUUUUUCAAUGAUUGUCCUCGUAAAUGAUUUCUUAAACACCGUAUCAUUCUUUCCAAAGGUUGUAUAUAGUACUGACUCGAUGGUUCAUGCACACUUGUGACGUUUUUAUUCUCUUUAUCAGCUAUAUGCAUAUACGUAUGUAUGUAUA
This is a messenger RNA of Xyrauchen texanus (razorback sucker), 1145 nucleotides long. RefSeq names its product synaptosomal-associated protein 25-A. Gene Ontology annotation, molecular function: syntaxin-1 binding; voltage-gated potassium channel activity; SNAP receptor activity. The coding region runs from base 239 to 853 and encodes 204 amino acids. Lineage: Eukaryota; Metazoa; Chordata; Actinopteri; Cypriniformes; Catostomidae. Gene Ontology annotation, cellular component: plasma membrane; synaptobrevin 2-SNAP-25-syntaxin-1a-complexin I complex. Gene Ontology annotation, biological process: synaptic vesicle priming; synaptic vesicle fusion to presynaptic active zone membrane; exocytosis. The record is from RefSeq and is a predicted model, not a curated record. The transcript is spliced from 8 exons.